UCUUACUGAAUCAUUGCAGGCAUUCAACAUGCAACUCUAGAACAGCUGAACACUACUGGCGACAGCUCAGCCUCUCGCUCUGUUCAGAAGUCACAUCAAAAUAGCUCCAUGAACUCAAACCAUUCCAAAAAACUGAAUGCGUCUCUUCGAAGACUUUUGCAGUGUACUGCAAAACGUCUUACAAACUUUUGAGAGAAAGUUGCAUCUGUAACCUCGUUGGACCGCCACACUAGACUGGGGAUCAUUUUUGCUUGAUAAGAUUUCACUUUUGCAUUCGCUGGUGACCAUCAUGGGAAGCAAGACUCUUGCAGCUCCUGUUCCUAUCCAUCCUUCUUUACAACUGGCCAAUUACUCUCUUCUGCAAGCUUCCAAUGGUUUUCAGAUUCCUUCUGACCACAUUCCAAAUAUCUAUGGCUUUAGUGCCCUUCAUGCUGUCCAUCUUCACCAGUGGACCCUGGGAUACCCUCCCAUGGCCUUGCCUCGCUCUACUUUCUCCAAACUCCCUGGCCUAGUGGAUGGCAGGUUCCAGCUCCCCGCAAUUCCAAUCUUUCCCCACAUUGUCCAGCCAAAGCAAGACAUCACCAAUGCACCAGUCAAGAACAAGCCGAGAUUUGAUUUUGCUAACCUGGCCGUGGCUGCCACCCAGGAAGACCACUUGAAGGCAGAGGAUCUGAGUUCAGCUCCCGCCAUUGGUUCUCUUCUAGACGUCACCAAGUUGUCUCCCGAGAGAAAGCCAAGCAGAGGCAGGCUACCAUCAAAAACCAAGAAAGAGUUUGUGUGUAAAUUCUGUGGGAGGCACUUUACAAAGUCAUACAAUCUCCUAAUUCAUGAAAGAACCCAUACAGAUGAAAGACCGUAUACCUGUGACAUAUGCCAUAAAGCUUUCAGGAGGCAAGAUCAUCUGAGAGAUCACAGGUAUAUUCAUUCCAAAGAAAAGCCUUUCAAAUGUCAAGAAUGUGGGAAAGGGUUUUGUCAGUCCAGGACACUGGCUGUCCACAAAACACUGCACAUGCAGGUCAAGGAGCUAAAACCUUCCAAGAUAAAGUGCUAGAAGGGACAUCUGAAGACUUGGGGAAAAGAAGUGAUUAGGGUGCACUGGAAAAAAUGAGAAAGUUGUGAGGACAUCAUAAAAAUCCAGGGAAAGAGACGGGGGUGCCUUGUUAUUUCAGGACAUCUUAUCUACAACUAACCUGCAAAAGAAAGAAAGGGUAAUUGCACCAAUACCACAGAAGAAAAAACAACAACUGGGAAAUCUGCCUUUUCUGGGGAAAAAAAAUCUUGUCUUGAUGAGACUUCUGUUGAACAGGGUUAUAAAUCUUGGACUUAAAUUACUCCGAGCCUUAAUGAAAGGAACACCUCUGACCUAACUACAGGAUUUUGUUAAGGCUUCGUAUCUUAACUUUUAAGGGCACAAGGACUUCAUGAACCAUAUCAGGUCUGUGUAAUGGACUGCAACUGUAAAUGACCAAAUGAAUAAAUCUCUGGAAUGUGAUCUUUCUCAUCCAUCAGUUUCAUGGACAGUGAACUCAAAGUUACACAGAACCCUUGUCCUCCAGUUGAAACUUUGCAAGUGACUUGAAAGAAACACAAUAUGCCAUGCAGUUUUUCAUUUUUAACUCAUAACGCUAGGGCAGCAUACCUGCUUUCUGUUAUGUUAAAGGCUACAUUCCAAUGAUAUUGUACAUAAUGUUAUAUAUAUGUAAAUGUUAUUUGGCACUUUACUCUGGUUAUUGUUUAUUUACAUAUAUCA
Molecule: messenger RNA, 1750 nt
Organism: Lepisosteus oculatus (spotted gar)
Lineage: Eukaryota; Metazoa; Chordata; Actinopteri; Semionotiformes; Lepisosteidae
Gene: osr1
Product: odd-skipped related transcription factor 1
Biological process (GO): urogenital system development; embryo development; regulation of transcription by RNA polymerase II
Cellular component (GO): nucleus
Molecular function (GO): DNA-binding transcription factor activity, RNA polymerase II-specific; RNA polymerase II transcription regulatory region sequence-specific DNA binding
Source: RefSeq, a predicted model, not a curated record